AUGGGAAGCAAGGAGAAUAUCCAGCUUCAUGUGUUGCCUGAAGAAGAAGCCUGGGACCUAUUUCGGGACAUGGCAGGGGUUGACACUACAGACAAGGCCAACAUAAAGCACAUUGCAAGGAAGGUUGCAAAAGAAUGCGGAGGCUUGCCCCUUGCUAUAGUGACAACAGGAAGUGGGCUACGAAACAAAGCUAAGCCUCAAUGGGAGUAUGCAUUUGAGCAACUACAACAUUCUAAGUUGCUGAAUAAGGUUCAAUCAAGCAUUGAGCUUAGCAUUACGUCUUUAGGAACUGAAGAGCACAAAUAUUGCCUUUUUCUUUGCGCCUUGUUUCCUGAAGACUUUGAUGUUCCGGUAGAAUGUGUGCUGCGUCACGCCGUGGGGAUGCGAUUGAUUAAUUUGGCUGGUGCGCUGGGAAAAGCAAGAAACAUGGUGGACACUUUGGUGGAUGACCUCAAAAGGUGCUUUUUAUUGCUGGAAAGUGGAAAACGUGACUGUGUGAAGAUACAUGAUGUUGUACGCGAUGUUGUCUUAUCAAUUGCAUCUCGAAAAGAGCACGGUUUUGAGGUGCGGCAAGGUAAUGAUGAAUUGAAGCAGUUGAAGAAACAAGACAAGGUGGAUCAUUUCAAAGCACUAUCACUCAUUUUGGCAGAUGCAAUCACCAAUGGCAUAGACUAUCCAAUGCUUGAGCUCUUUCAAGCGCGAUCAGAAAGGGAGGAAGCGAUUUUGUGGCCGGAGAAUUUCUUCCAAAGAAUGAGUAAGAUCAGAGUUUUGACAAUGAACAAGUUGCGCAUUCCAACAAUGCCGUCUCUUUUCCAAACCCCCGUGACCUUAAGGACAUUGCAAUUAGAAGAUUGUGAUGUUGGAGAUGUGUCCGUGAUUGGCAAUAUACUUGUUGAACUCGAAAUCUUAAGCCUCUCCCGCUCCAACAUUAAAGAACUUCCAACUGAAAUCGGACAAUUAAGCUCUCUGAAAUUGCUCGACUUGACAGAAUGUAAUGAACUUGCCAUCAUUUCAGAUAAUGUCUUUGCAAGGUUGUCCCAGUUGGAAGAACUUUAUUUCAGGGUAAGCAACUUCCCUUGGAUGCUAAACAAGCCAAUUCUCGGUGAGUUGAUAGAACUUUCUCAACACUUGAAGGUUUUUGAAAUCCGAGUAAGAGAGGUAGAAAUUCUGCCUAAAGAUUUGAGUUUCAAAAAUAUAGAGAGGUUUUGGAUUUACGUGGCUCAAUAUGUAUAUUGGGGUGACGAUCGUGGUUUUGGAUAUCUGGAGCCAAAUAAGUUAGUGUUCAGACAUACAAGUUACAAGAAGUCUAUCAAGUGUAGCCCAGUACUAAUGCAAUUGAUUAAGAGAUGUGAAGUGCUCAAGUUGGAAGGCGUGAAGGACAUGAAAAAUGUGAUUUGUGAAUUAGAUGACAACGGAUUCCAGUGCUUGACAAAUCUAGAACUAUAUUCAUGUCCAGAUGUUAUGUAUGUUGUAGAUUGCAUCACUGCAACUUCUUACACUGCCUUCCCGUUAUUGAAGUCAUUGUCAAUAAUGAAUCUCCCAAUGCUAAAGGAGAUAUGUAAGGCAUCCGACAAUCACCAUAAAGUCAACAACCCGUUGAUUUCUGAGUUCUUAAAUUUAGAGAAAUUGUAUUUGGAGCGUCUUCCACUAUUCACUGGCUUCAGCAAUGCCAUCGAUUCAACUGAGCCACCUUCAUCAACAGAUUCAUCUCAUCGUGGUUCGAGUUGCACAAAUGAAAGAGUUAAUGCUUCACAAACUAAGGAAGAUGAGUCUAUGUCUAAAUCAAAUUGUCAAAACAAGUUAUUUUCAUCUAUUUGGAUGCUACAAUUUCCAGUAUUGGAAACCAUCACCUUAGAGAUCUGUCAUUCCUUGGAGGAAGUAUUUGACUUGCGAGAAUAUUUAAAGUCGUCCAAUACCCAAAUGUUUCCUCAGCUGCGAGAAAUCAACAUCUAUAGACUUCCUAAGCUAAAAUAUGUGUGGGGUAAUGUUCCGCAUAGCGUUGAUGGGUUUCACAAUUUGAGAUCAAUUCAAAUUUCGUCAUGUGACUCUUUAAGUCACGUGUUUACACCAGCCACUGUCAAAGCAAUGGUGAAUCUUGAGACAUUAAAAAUAUCUUAUUGCAACUCGAUGGUGGCUUUAGUUGCUGAUGAAGAAGAGGGAGAUCUUGAAACCAAAGGAAGAGAACAUACUAUCAUCUUUAAUAAAUUAUGUUCUUUAUCACUCUAUAGACUUCCGAAUUUUGAAAACUUGUAUACAGAUUCCGCAAAGUUAGAAUGGCCAUCAUUGAGAACAUUCUAUUUUCGGUAUUGUCCCAAGUUGAAGAUAUCUUUGAUACCAACCCAAUUGAAGACAGAAAACAGGGACUUUAGCAAUUCCAACUCAUCAAGCUCCUCUCAUCGGCCCCUUAUUGGUUGCAUGCCUUGGCCACUUACAUUUGUUCGCCACCGCAGUCAAGAGACUACUACAAGCAUGGAAGCAUCAUUGGCACAAGAUCAAGAAGAACCUGCAAUUUCUGAAAUCAAGGGCAAGGCAGAAAUAAGCCAUGUACCAAUUCUUGAAGAUCUUACUCUGAUUCACUCUGAUUCAGUGGAAGAAGUAGUUUUGCUUGAGGGAACACACAAUUCCAGCAUUGACAUUUGUGAUUAUGACAAUUUAGAAAAAAGAACAAGCAUGAUGGUUACUUUCACUCACUUGGUGUCACUUCAAUUGUUUGGACUACCAAAUCUUGAGAAUUUUUGUUCUUUUGCAAUCAACGGCAAGCAAGAAGGCAGGGAUUCUAAUGAAGGCAGUGAGAGAAUAUUGAGAGAAAAGCCUUUUAUUAAUGGAUUAUUAGUUCCAAACUUAACAUCUCUACACAUGUCUAAGUGUGACAGAAUAAAGAUAUUGUUCUCUUUUUCAACUUUUGGAAGGCUUCAAAAUUUAAGAGUAAGUAAUUGCAAGAACAUAGAAGAAAUAGUAUCCAAAGACAACAUUAACACAAGUGAAGAUAAAGUCAUGUUCCCAAAAUUAGAGAAACUAAGUCUUAAAAGCUUACCAAAACUAAAAGCCUUCUGUCAAGUUUCCUACUCCUUUGAGUUGUCAUCUCUGCAAGAAGUAAUGAUUAAAGACUGUAUGAACAUGGAAGUGUUUUCACGGGGAUCUUGUCAUACGACUAAGCUCAAGAAUGUCACCAUGAAUUCGAAGGCAACAUACUUCAAGUGCAAUAUCUCUGUGCAAAAAGAAGACCAGUUGAAUUCUACUAUAGAGGGAUUUAGAACAUUUAUGGAAUUACAAGAAGAAAAGAUGAUUAGGUGGAGCGAUCUCCAUGAUAAAGACAUAAUUAAGAACUUGUUUGAGAUUUCAGUUAUGAAUAUCAGUGGGUAUCAUGAACUCUCAAUGCUUGUUCAGCUCAAGGAGAUGGGCAUGCUUCGACAUGUAAGGGAACUAAGCAUUACUAGUUGUGAUUCACUAGAAGAGGUGUUUGAAGCAAGAGGAGAAAUGCUUACGAAGGAAGGAUAUGAUCAAAGCAUAAAUUAUGGAUUAGAGAGCAUAAAAUUACAAGAUUUACCAAAAGUGAGGAGCAUAUGGGGACUCAAUAUUGUGAGGCAUGUAAGUUUUACCAAGUUAACGUCAAUUGAAAUUGCAAGAUGCAACAAUUUAAAGUGUGUGAUGUCCUAUUCUGUUGCCAAAAGCCUUGUGGAGAUAAAAGAACUAGAAGUUAAAAACUGUGAGAUGAUAGAAGAGAUUGUCAAAAAAGAAGAGGAAGAGAAAAUCAUGAACAUGGGUGCAGGCUGUAAAGAUAAGACCUUAUUUCCAAAAUUGGAGAAGUUGAGUCUUGAAAAUUUGCCGAACUUGAGAUGUUUCUGUUAUGGAGAUUAUGACUAUGACAUCCCAUUGAGCAAUGAAAAUGAAGAUAAGAAGAAACAGGAACAAGUGCAGGUUAAUAAUGACACGCUCACCCUUGGAGACAUGAAUUUGACACUAUAUUAUCUUCACAAUUAUUCAGGCAAAUAUAAGGUGGAGUUGCAAGAAGUAGACACAUUUGAAUAUGUUGACGAGAAACCUCAAUACAAGCACUUGGUGGGCUACAUGAAGAGGGUAUCAAGGCUUGAAGUUGAGAGCUGCAACAAGCUUCUCACAUGUGUCCAAUCAAACACCAUUCAUUCAUUAUUAUUCCAACAUCUGAAAGAGCUUCAUGUACGGCAAUGUCAUAUUAUGGAAGUUGUAUUUGAAGGGACUGGCACUGGGAUUCAUAAAUCACAAUUAGUAAGGAUGGAGUUGCAUUCUCUGCCCAAACUGAAUCACAUUUGGAGAAACAACAACUCUGUCAUAGGCUUUGAGAAUUUGAAUAUUCUAAUAAUUAGUAGGUGCCAUGAUUUGAGGUUUGUGUUUCCAAAUGUGUCCGCUGCCAGAAGCCUUUCGAAUCUGGAAGCACUUGAUGUGCAGGAAUGUAAAGAGAUGGAAGAGAUCAUUGGGAACAAUAAUAGUAAUAAGUCUGUGCAGCAUAAGGGAGCAAAGAUUAUAUUCCCAAAUUUAUACAGCAUUCGGCUGAGUAAGUUACCGAAGCUAAACAGCUUCUGUUCAAUAAGCUCUUUCUAUUUCGACCUACCAUAUUGUGAUGGAUAG
Arachis duranensis is the source of this 4605-nucleotide messenger RNA. RefSeq lists its product as uncharacterized. Gene Ontology annotation, molecular function: ADP binding; protein binding. Lineage: Eukaryota; Viridiplantae; Streptophyta; Magnoliopsida; Fabales; Fabaceae. The transcript is spliced from 7 exons. The coding region runs from base 1 to 4605 and encodes 1534 amino acids. The record is from RefSeq and is a predicted model, not a curated record.